AUGGCAGCUGUGCCCGCAAGCGCGCGAGGAGAGGGCGUGUACAUGUACCUGACGCGUGAUAGCGCUGGGCGCACGCCCCCUCCGACUUGGGGCACCCCCGGCACUUUCUUCCAGGAUCGCAAUCCAGCAUCACCACCACCACCAAAUCCGCCAUGGUCACCACCAACGUACCGCCCAGACGCUGAUACGUGCACAUAUCCAAACCCGCCCUCGCCGCCAUCGAAUUGCCGUGCGUCGCUCUCGCCUCAGCAGCAGCUCGACCCGGCCACGUACCUGCAGAGCCGCCGCAGCGCGCAAUCGCCCACGGCCUGGGGCAGACGGGCUAUGGAUUUCCUCUCCAGCUUCAACUUCCGCGACGAGGAACCGGCCGGGCUCGAGGGCCGGCCGUGCGGCUCCGUCGAGGAGCUGCAGUCGCGGCUGCGGGAUGCCUUCGACGGCAAGGUCAGCGAGACCCGGGCGGAGCGGGUUGCGACACGGCUGGAGCUCGCGGCGUCGGUCGAAGUUACGAUUGGGGCCGCGGAGGGGGACGGCGGCGGCCGGGGGCUGGAGGCGCUGAGUGCCCUGGAUCCGUCGCUGGGAGGAGGAGCGCCGUCGACGGGCGCGCAUGGGGCCGCAGACGGAGGACAGGCCGGCCGCGUGGUGCUUGUGAGCGAGGCGCUGAUGAACCAGCCGGCCGACAACCCAGUGCUGCAGCGAUCCAUUGCCAACCAGCUCGUGGCGGGCAUCGGGCAGGUCGACGGGAGCGAGUGGGCGGUGCGGGAGAUGUCGCGGGCGACUCGAGACUGGGUCUUCUCGUACGUAUGCAAGGGCUCGAUGCAGCACUGGCAGCGACAGCACAAGAGCCAGGCCAAGCCGCUGGUUGCCGAGUAUUCACAGAGGGAGAUUGACCCUCUGCUCGCAAGUCGGCCUGCGUUUGACUGCCGGGGGUCGCUCGUCAUUUCCUUUUCGCGAAAUACUAGGACCAUUUCCAUUGACUAUGACCACAUCCCGCUCCAUCGCACAGUCGCUGAUCUCGCGGCCCUCUUCAAGCCCCCGCCCCCCCGGCGUCCUCUCCCCAACCCAGAGAAGCAGCCCAAGCAGCCCAAGACGCCCAAGACGCCGAAGCAGCCAGGCUCGUCGAGGAAGAAGAAGAAGGAUGCUGCCGAUCAGACACCGGGCGGCGAAGGUGUCAGCAAGCCGAGGAAGCGGAAGCGGAAGGCAGACGACACAGGUGCUGCAGGGGAGCAGUCUCACUCCCAGGGUGUUGCUGGCACCCAGGUAGGAGAAGAUGGUAGCACUAUUGACCUACAGCAGAAUGGUCAAGCUGGACAAGCGGCUGCCCAAAGCUCGGGUGCCGGACUGCUCAUUAUCAACGUCUCGCCCGAGGAGGCGGAGCGACGGCGGAACGUCGCCAUGCUUAUGCUUCAGGGCGCGGGUGUCGACCCAGAUUCGCUCUCGCCAGAACAGUUUAACAUUUUUGCAAACCAGUCCCCGGAGCUGCAGAAAGAGUCGCUCAACAUGCUCGUUAAGUAUGGCGCAGAGCGGCUCCGCAUCGUGCAUCCUGGUAACAAGGAAGGGUCUGCUCCCCCAUCGGCCUCCAACGCGUCUUCUGCUCCUGCGACUCAGAGCAACAUACAAGGGAGCUCAUCUGGCCCCGUCACUACGAAUGAGCUGGUGCUACAGACACAGAGUCCCGCGAAGAAGAGUCGGAAGAAGACUCAGGCUGCGAACAAUGAUGCCGAGGAGGAGAAUGCGGACUCAACCGCCAAGCAACCGAGACGCAAGGGACCGAGCAAGUCGAGGACUGCCUGUGCUCAAUGUAAACAGCGCAGAGUCAAGUGCCCGAGGGAAUUGCCUCUUUGCAGCGGUUGCCGUGAAGCAGGUUUGAUAUGCGAAUAUGCACCUCCCAAGCCAAAAAAGCAAAAGUCCAACGCCAUCAUCACAACAGAGGACGAGCAGGAUGAAAACGAAGACGACGAAGCAGGGGUUGAAGAACAGGAGGAACCACAGCUGGACGACCAGCAGCUCCAGGAAGAUGCAGAGGGCUAUCCUGACCUGGCUGAUGACCCCGUGACACCCCAGCUGCCGAUUGGAGAUGGGUUGGGGAGCAACAUGGGCGUUCCCGUGGCCGACUGGGAACAUGGCCAUGCUCCGCCGAGUUUCUUCCAUACCACGACCGUGGGAGUACCCGAGACAGAUUCCUCACAGCCUCCGCAUCAGACCACCAGCGUCCCGCUGUCGAACCUGAUUCUACCAGCGGGACGCACAUACUACCCCAAUGUCUCAACGCCAGAUAUACAGGAGCAGACAUUGACGCCGCCAGUAGCUCAGGAACCGAAGAAGAAGCCAACCAAGGCCGCGGCAAAAGGAUCUGGGCGUAGCGCGGCAAUGAGGACAGCUCUGCCGACGGAAAGCCACAGCUCCUUGCACUCCACAGGAGGUUCGGAAUGGACUGGCAACAGCAAUCCGGUCACGCAGGCGGCAGCAGUUGUAGCAGCAGUCGUGACGUCUAUGGGUGACCAAUCCACCCGUGAGCCUACAUAUGGAAUGGCAGACUCUAGCCGGAACAAUGCUUGGCGUCCUUCUGCAAUUCCGCACACCCUCGAUAAUGCACAGCAACAGACUGUGGCUGGAGCAUCCCUUCAGCGUACUAAGACGGCAUCGCCAAUGAAUGACGGCUCGCGUUCACGGACGGCUAAGCAAUCAAAACAAGGCAUGGUCCACAAGUCACCUGCGACUGCGUACCAGAGCCCGAACAUGGCACAGCAGCAUCAACAGCCACAACAACAACAACAGCAGCAGCAGCAGCAGCAGCAGACUGCCCACGGGUCAGGGCUGCAGGCGCCAAGCGGCAUGGCUGGCUCAGGGUCAUACAAUAACUACGAUCGCUAUUCCGGCUCUAGAGCACCAGAUGCGUCCUCGAACGAUAGGAUUACGUACGAGCCGUACUCGUACCAGCGAGACACGAAUGGUACUACUUCGUACGCCAGCUAUAACCACAACUCUCACUCGACAACGACGACAACGACGGCCGCCAACAUGUCCUCGGCGGCAUUGACGUCUGCAGAACGCACAGGUUCGCAGACGUACGGCUCCUAUUCGAAUCCCCUGUCUCGGAAUGCCUCGCAGGGCAACCAGUCGUCGCACGUGGGGACAAGGGGAACUGCACAAGCCCCAAGCUAUAGCAACAACAGCUCCGAUCUGUCACGCAAUUCCCGACAGGCGUUCAACAUGCGACCGGGCCAGAAUGCGGUGAAGCAGGACCGCGGCUAUUCCGCAUAUCCGUCGCAGAUACAGCACCAACAACAGCACGCACAGCAGCAGCAGCAGCACUCUCAGCAGCAGCAUACUCAGCAGCACACACAGCAAGCGAGCCAGCACCAGGCGUGGUAUGGUUUCAAUGGCCAGUCCGGAGCCCCCUUUGCGUCUUCCGGUGGGCAUGGAUCAAACUACAGCUGGAAUAUGCCGGGCGAUUCAUAG
This is a messenger RNA of Trichoderma reesei QM6a, 3459 nucleotides long. RefSeq lists its product as uncharacterized. The coding region runs from base 1 to 3459 and encodes 1152 amino acids. Gene Ontology annotation, biological process: regulation of DNA-templated transcription. Lineage: Eukaryota; Fungi; Ascomycota; Sordariomycetes; Hypocreales; Hypocreaceae. The transcript is spliced from 3 exons. The record is from RefSeq and is a predicted model, not a curated record. Gene Ontology annotation, molecular function: zinc ion binding; DNA-binding transcription factor activity, RNA polymerase II-specific.